AAAUACUAGCGAUGAACGUGGACGAUGUGUUUCCCUUGUGUUCGGUAGUUGCUUUUGUUCGUAUUGCUUGUCAUGGCUCGCACUAAGCAAACUGCUCGUAAGUCCACCGGCGGUAAGGCGCCCCGUAAGCAGCUGGCCACCAAGGCGGCCCGCAAGAGCGCGCCGGCCACGGGCGGCGUGAAGAAGCCCCACCGCUACCGGCCCGGCACGGUGGCCCUGCGCGAGAUCCGCCGCUACCAGAAGUCCACCGAGCUGCUGAUCCGCAAGCUGCCCUUCCAGCGCCUGGUGCGCGAGAUCGCGCAGGACUUCAAGACCGACCUGCGCUUCCAGAGCUCGGCCGUGAUGGCGCUGCAGGAGGCGUGUGAGGCCUACCUGGUGGGGCUCUUCGAGGACACCAACCUGUGCGCCAUCCACGCCAAGCGCGUCACCAUCAUGCCCAAGGACAUCCAGCUCGCGCGCCGCAUCCGCGGGGAGAGGGCGUAAUUACACUGCCGGUCUUCUCAGCAACCCCAGUUUAACCAAAGGCUCUUUUCAGAGCCACCCAACUUUUCAAAUAAAGUGGCUGUAAAUAAACCCCC
Molecule: messenger RNA, 578 nt
Organism: Equus caballus (horse)
Lineage: Eukaryota; Metazoa; Chordata; Mammalia; Perissodactyla; Equidae
Gene: H3C1
Product: H3 clustered histone 1
Cellular component (GO): nucleosome
Molecular function (GO): structural constituent of chromatin; protein heterodimerization activity; DNA binding
Source: RefSeq, a predicted model, not a curated record